Morchella importuna is the source of this 4020-nucleotide messenger RNA. RefSeq lists its product as uncharacterized. NCBI's taxonomy places the organism in Eukaryota, Fungi, Ascomycota, Pezizomycetes, Pezizales, Morchellaceae. The transcript is spliced from 6 exons. Gene Ontology annotation, molecular function: protein binding. Gene Ontology annotation, cellular component: RAVE complex. The record is from RefSeq and is a predicted model, not a curated record. Gene Ontology annotation, biological process: vacuolar acidification. The coding region runs from base 1 to 4020 and encodes 1339 amino acids.
AUGCUCCAACCCGGCCGGCCCGCCUCAACCCCCCACGCCAUCACCACCGCCGAAUGGUCGCGAAACCGCCUAAUCGCCUACAUCUCUGGCACCGCCCUAAUAAUCCUCUCCUCGCCCACUACUCUUCUACAAACACUCUACCACGACCACCCCCUCACCGCCGUAACCCUCGACCCCACCACCGGCGCCAUCGCCGUCUCCUCCACAAACACAGCCCACAUCUACCACCCCGACAACCGCGGCGAAGGCCUCCUCACCUGGUUCCUCCACACUACAAUCACGCUCCCGCCCCCCGACGGCGCAAUCACAUCCCUCUCCUGGUCACCGACCGCUGAGCUCCUCAUUGGCUCACACUCCCUCUCCCUCUGGUCCACCACCAGCACCAUCCCCACCAGCACCCCGCUCUGGCGCCGCCCGCUCGCAAACCCCUGCCACACCGCCACCCUCUCCCCAGACGGCACCCUCGCCGCCUCCAUCGGCGCCGCCGACCGCCUCGUCAAGGUCUGGCGCCGCGUCAGCAUUGGCAGCGAGUCCCUCCAGUUCGACUACACAUACCUCCCGCACCCGCGGACCGUCAGCGCGCUGCACUGGCGCCGGUGCGCGCGCGGCGGCGGCGCAGCGGACGAGAACGUGCUGUACACGGUGGGCGUGGACGGGGUGCUGCGCGUGUGGGCGCCCGUGUGGCCGCACGAUGUGGGGGUGCUGCAGCUGUGGGGGGUGGUGGACCUGACGUUUGGCGGUGUGGGGGCGGGGGCGCGGUUCGCGCUGGUGCUGGAUAGCGGGUUGGUUGCGGUUGCGGCGGAGACGGCGGUGGCGUGCGCGGGCGAGAAGGAGAAGGAUAUGGAGGUGCUGCAGAGGCUCAUUGAGGUUGCGAGGCGCGGGCCAGAGGUGGUGCUGGCGUUUGAUGAGAAGGGGGGGAUGUCGGCGUGGGGGGUGGAGAAUGUGGGCUGUAGGACGAGGAAGACGACGAAUGUGUUUAGCAUCCUGGAGGGCGCCGAGGGGUCGGGGCUGGAGCCGUUUCUGCAGGGCGCGGAGGGGGGGGAAGGGCCGUUUGUGUGUUUCCAGGCGUGGGCUGGCGGGAAAGGCCUGAACGUGCUCGCGCACGUCUUUGACGGGCGACUCUGCUGGUUUGAGGCUCGGAUCGACCGACUGCUCGACCUCUCGCCGCGCGGGAAGAGGAUGGAACUGCUGGGCGUGCUCUCGGGCCACUCGACGCCCAUCGAGACGCUGGUGCGCACGGCCGACGGAAAGGCCAUGAUCACGCUCACGAGCGACAACGAGCACAUCGUGUGGACGCAGCCCCGGGGCGACUAUUUCACGCUCAACAGGCAGAGCUCGCUGAAGCCGGAUAUGCAUGUGCAUAGAGCGGUGGUGUUGGAUGACGGAAAACUGGUAAUGACGAUGCACCAUGAAUGUGUGGUCCUCUGGAACACGAGACGGCAGCACGCAAAGGAGAUAUCGCGUCUCCCGUACAGCUCAAAGGGGAAGAUGCUCUGUCUGCUGCUCCUGCCAGAGGCAAAAGACACCCGUGAGAAGCUCCAUGUGGUGGGCCUGACCUCAGAGAUGAAAGGUAUAGCCUGGGAGAUCAGCACGACGACCUCACCGCCGAGCCUGCGUGAAUUCACAACCUUUGAGCUGGACCACGACGAGGACCUGCUCAUGAUCCUCCCAGUGGACCCCGUCGGUUGGAACGCCACCAUCUCCCCGUCCAGCACCCUCGACACCUUCUCCCGCGAAGUCGCCACCACCGUCAAUGCCUCCGGGUUGCUCAAGUCCUUCACCGCAAAGCUCGCGCCCACCGCCACACCGCCCACCCUCCACUGGCUCCCCACCAGCACCGUCCCCACCGGCAUCCCAAACCCCGCACUCGCCAAGGGCAACUCCAUCCGCAAGAUCGCACUCGUCAACGCCUCGCGCAGCACGCUGACAAUCUGGGACUCGCGCGCGGCGCUGCUGGAGCACACGCAGGCCUUCCCGACCGCCGACGUGAUCCGCGACCUCGACUGGACCAGCACGCCCGACUCGCAGAGCAUCCUCGCCGUCGGCUUCCCGCACCGCGUCCUGCUGCUCUGCCAGCUGCGCUACGACUACCUCUCGCACGGCCCCUCAUGGGCCGUCUUCCGCGAGAUCAGAACACGCAAUCUCACCCCGCACCCUAUCGGCGACUCGCUCUGGCUCGCGAACGGCGGCCUCGUCGUCGGCGCGGGGAAUCAGCUCUUUGUGUACUCGCGCAAGCUGCCGGCUGGGGAGCAGACCACCACCAUCACCGACACCGACGGCGGCGGUGCGGAGCUGGGGCUGGCGGCGCACCAUAAGGGACGCCUCGACGACGUGUUUGAGAUUGUGAGCGUCCUGAAUGGGCCGGUGCCUGUGUACCAUCCGCAGUUCCUGCAGCAGUGUAUCCUGGCGGGCAAGAGCGCUCUGGUCGAAGAGAUACUGGUGGCGCUGCACAAAGCGCUGCGCACAUGGCACGAGGAGAUCCCGCUGGACAACCUCCUCGAGAUCCCGAUCGAGCGCUUCCUCGUCCCCGACGACGACACCGGCGGCGGGGGCGGGGGUGGGAGUGGUAAGGCGGCGGCAGGCAGCUUCUUCGACUACCUCGCCGAAGAGGAGUUUAGCAGCUUCGACGAGUCCCUCGCGGCGUCGCUGUGCGCGCUGCUGGUCAAGAUUGCGAUUCCGGCGCUGACGGGGAGCGAGCAGAUCAUGCUGGCGGGCAUCAUCGAGUGCGUGGGGCAUGUGCGGCAGCACCGGCGCAGCAUCGACGAGAAUGCGGCCAGGUAUCUGCUCUUCUAUAAGCAGAGCGCGCUGAUGCCGCUGCAGCGCGGCAGGAAGGAGCGCGGGGGCGGGGGGAGGGGCGCGGUGAUGUUGUACCGUGAGGUGGUGUGGGCGUUUCAUAGCAGCUCGCAGGAGAUCCUUACGGACAUUGUUGGCCGUAGCGGGGGGAUGACGUGGGCUGCGGCGAGGGAGUGUGGGAUCUUUUUGUGGCUGAGGGAUGAGGGUGCGGUGAAGAGGCAGAUGGAGGUUGUGGCGAGGAACGCGUAUAAUAGCACUGAUGAGCGCAACCCGGUGCAUUGUAGUCUGUAUUAUUUGGCGCUGAGGAAGAAGGCGGUGCUGUUGGGGCUGUGGCGGAUGGCGGGGUGGAACCGUGAGCAGGUGGGGACGAUGAAGCUGUUGGCGGCGGAUUUUGGGCUGGAGAGGUGGAGGACGGCGGCGAAGAAGAAUGCGUAUGCGUUGUUGGGGAAGAGGAGGUUUGAAUACGCAGCAGCCUUCUUCCUCCUCGCCGACAGCCUGAAGGACGCCGUCAACGUCUGCCUCGACCGCCUCGACGACCCCCAGCUCGCCAUCGCCAUCGCCCGCGUCUACGGUGGCGACGCAUCACCCGUCCUGCAGUCCCUGCUGGAGCACCGCAUCCUCCCGCUCGCCGCAGAGCAGGGAAACCGCUGGCUCGCAUCAUGGGCCUUCUGGAUGCUGCGCAAGAAGGACCUCGCCGUGCAAUCACUCCUCAUGCCACUCCACACCCUCCUCCCCAGCCCCACGGCCGCAUCGCAGCUGUUCACAUCCGACGACCCCGCGCUCGUCAUCCUGUACUACCAGAUCCGCGAAAAGACGGUACAGACGCUGCGCGGCGCGGCGCGGAUCAGCCCUGCGGCGGAGAGCGAGUUUGUGCUGCAUACGGCACGGCUGUAUGAUCGCAUGGGGUGUGAUUUGUUGGCGCUGGAGCUGGUGAGGAAUUGGCGCUUUUUGCCGGGGGAUACGGUGGGUGUGUUGAGGGGGGAGAGGGAGAGGGAGAGGGAGAGGGGGAGGAUGGGGAUGGGGAGGAGGAGGGGGUCGGUGACGGUUGUGGAUAUGGAGGUGGGGGGGGUGGGGAUGGGCAUGGGGGGGAUGGGCAUGGGGGGUAUGGGCAUGGGGGGUAUGGGCAUGGGGGGUAUGGGCAUGGGAGCGGGGGUGGGGGGUGGGGCUGUGGGCGUGAGGCCGCCGGUGGCGGUGUUUCAGGAGCCGGAUAUGAGUUGGGCGUUUUAG